Messenger RNA from Penicillium alfredii, 1344 nucleotides. It is a transcript of the gene cwc25, whose product is annotated as U2-type spliceosomal complex subunit CWC25. The record is from RefSeq and is a predicted model, not a curated record. The transcript is spliced from 2 exons. Gene Ontology annotation, cellular component: U2-type spliceosomal complex. Lineage: Eukaryota; Fungi; Ascomycota; Eurotiomycetes; Eurotiales; Aspergillaceae. The coding region runs from base 1 to 1344 and encodes 447 amino acids. Gene Ontology annotation, biological process: mRNA splicing, via spliceosome.
AUGGGUGGCGAUCUGAACCUGAAGAAGUCAUGGCACCCAUCGCUGCUCCGCAACCAGGAGCGCGUAUGGGCGGAGGAAAAGCGCGCGCUCGAGGAGCGCAAGCAAAUCGACCAGCUCCGGCGCGAGCGCGAAGAGGAACGCCAGAUCCAAGAACUGCAGCGACUGCAGGAAAGCUCCGGCAAGGCCAAGCAGCAUAACCGUGUCGACUGGAUGUACCAAGCGCCGUCCAGCGCGACAGGCCAAUAUUCCGAGGAGAUGGAGGGGUACCUGCUGGGCAAGCGACGCAUCGAUGGGAUCCUGCUGAAGAACGACGCGGAUAGCCAGAAGCUUGUCAAGGGCUCCGACAUGGUGGGCCCGGAUGCGGGCGCUGCGCCGGGUCCGUCAGUUGGGUCUGCGCGUGAUACUAUGUCUAAGGUUAUGGCCGAUCCGUUACUGGAGGUGAAGAAGAGGGAGCAGGUUGCGUACGAGGCGGCGGUUAAGGAGAGGGUUCGCCAGAAGGAGAGGGAGGAGAGACGCAAUCGCGAUAGUAGUGGCCCGGGCCGCGAUCGUGAUCGUGACCGUCGUCGUCAUGCGCAUGACUCUAAGCGCAGGCGAUAUAGCGAUGAUGUGGAGGAUGAACGUCGGCACCGUCACCAUCGGAGAUCGUCGCAUCGUCAUCGCUCCAGGUCGCCUGCGUCGCCCGAGCGAUCGCAUCGCAGACACCGCAGUGAGCGCGACCGUGGCUACGACCGUGAGCGCCGUGAUGUUAAAUACCGUGGGGGUGAACGUGACCGGCGAGACGACGAUACUAGAUCCCACCGAGACGACCGGGGCCGAGACCGUCGCGACCAUCGAGAAAAGAGAGACUCCUACUCUAGUCGGCCUCGGGACCGGGAUGACAGGCGCGAUCGGGAUCAAGCUUACGACCCCUCCCCACGACGAGACUCGCCCCGUCGACGCUCUCCGUCCCCUCGCCCGACUCAAAACCGCAACGGCCGUGAUGCGGACCACCGUCGGGACUAUCCCCGACGGGAUAAGCAACCGCGAUGGGACUUCAACAAUCGGGACCGAGGCCCGCCCUCUACACGCCCACCCCUGAACAGACCCGACCCCAAAGAACAAGAGGAAGAGCGUCGUAGCAAGCUCGCCGAGAUGCAGUCGAAUGCCAACGAGAUGGAGACUGAUCGACGCCAGCGCAUUACCGACAUCUCCGCUAAGGAGGAAGAGCAGAAAGAAUCCGAUGAUCGCCAGCGUUCUGACCGCGGUCAGUUCAUGUCCCAGAUGCACAAGCGCGCGCAGGAGGAUAGCCUGGACGAGCGGAUCCGGCGCAGUCGCGGUGGUCUGUCGAAGAUGGACGAGGAUUGA